Messenger RNA from Ostreobium quekettii, 3900 nucleotides. Lineage: Eukaryota; Viridiplantae; Chlorophyta; Ulvophyceae; Bryopsidales; Ostreobiaceae. The record is from the annotation of a GenBank genome assembly.
AUGAAGCGUAUCAAGAAGAAGGUCGUCGCCAACCAGCCAGCGCGGCAGCUGGCGGAGGGCCCUGGGCCCCGGCUGCCCGUGGCGCCCCGCCUGGUUGCGCACUCGGGAAUACCCAGCACGGCGGAUGCGCUGGCCUACGAGGCCGUUCAAAGGCUGCUUGCGGUCGGCACACUUGAUGGGCGUAUCAAACUCCUGGGUGGUUCUGGGGUGGAGAGUCUGCUAUUUUGUAAGGAUAGGCAGCCCACCCAGCAGCUGUUGUUUCUCACCAAUCGCGGAGGCCUGUUGAGGCUGUCCAAGUUGGGCAGCAUUGAGCUGUGGAGCCUUUGCAGUGGCAGGCCACUGGGGAGCAUCGACCUGGACGAUGAGGGUGGCGCCUCUUGUAUUUGUGCAAUGCCCAGAGAGCCCUAUUUGCUGAUAGGUUGCAAGAAUGGGGAUCUCCGAUUCGGGCGCUUCCUGGAUAGCAGUGGGGAGCCCAUCAAUGAGGGAAGAGAAGUCAUGGGCAUGGACAUGUUGACAUACAAAGUGUCAAGACUCAAGUUCAAAGCUGUUGGGGAAAUGAUCAACAUAAGCGUGGCACCCUCUGACGAGGACCCUUUGUUGCUUGCUCUACAUUCUGGGUCUGGGGCAACCAUAUGGGACAUGAGAGCACAACGACCCAUCAUUCGGGUGGUGCAAGCAAAAGGUGCAGACACCCUUCUCGCAAGGGCUGGACCACUGACGACAGCCUGCUGGGUCACAGCACAGCACUGCCCAUCCCUCUUUGCCACAGGCCAUGAGUCUGGGGACAUUCUUGUCUGGUCCAUCCCAGAGCCCUCGAUGAGGGUAUUUGGGGGUGCUCCUCAGCUUGUGGCUCACCUGCGAGUGGCCCUUGGGUCAGCCACUGCACGACCCAUUAUGGGAUUGAGCUUUGUGUCUGGCCCACAAGGCUCCCUGGUGGUUUUUGGGGGCCAGUCCAAAGAGCAGCCAGACACACUCACACUCAUUCAACUGCCGAGGCAGUUGUCCCCCCAACAGGAGAGCACCGAUGGGACUGAUGUGGAAUGCACUGAGGGUGGGAUCAGCAUGCCAUGGUCUGGGAACAUCUGUGGGUGGGGGUGGGCAUUAGUUCCACCUGAAGGGUCCCUGCAUGGGAAUGACGACCCUGCGGCCAUCCUGAUCUUAACAGAAGGCGGGCACCUCGUGCUGCAGGACCUGCAGACCUUCAACCCCAUUGCCUUUACACUGCCAUUGCAGAGCCUGCCGCCAGUGACAGUGACUGUGUUGACUGAGAUGCCAGGACUGGCGACCAGCUGCAGCACUGGGAUUCCUGAAUUGAGGCAUCUGCCGAAUGCCCUGGCAUCUGGGGCAGAAUUCGGGGGUGUGCUGCACCCAGACUGGGAUUGGGUGAUCUCUGGGGGAGAUGCUCCAGACAGCUCAGAAUGGUCCUUUGCUAGCAGCCCUGUGUAUCUGUCUGCACAUGAAGAUGGCAGGAUAAGAUUUUGGGAUCUCUUUGGGGAGGCACCGGAAUGGCUAGCGACUGUGCCAUCUGCCCAUGUUGAGAAGGAGCUUUCCUGGCAGUACAAAGGGGUGUCUGCAAUGAAGAUGUCAUCAAGUGGGGAUCUACUGGCUGUUGGCCAUGUUGAUGGGGAGGUUGAGGUGUAUCAGUUCUGUGGAAUCAAGCGACGUGUGGGGGUGAGAAUGUGCAGCAGCAAAGCCAUUGAGGAUCAGGACACUGUGGAAUUGGAACAGCCGCCAGGAUACCAAUUGAUGUUGCGUGUCGAUGCUCACACAACCGCCAUAACCUGUCUGUCGUUUGAGGGCAGCUGCAGUCUACUUGCUGUUGGGGAUGACAGUGGUCAUGUAUCUGUGGUUGACAUGGCUGCCCCCAGGGUUGGGUUUCUGCUGCAGCUGUCUGAGUGUGGAUUGCAUGCUGUGGCAUUUGGUGAGGGACCUUGGUCACAGGAUUCUGAACGGUGCCAGCUGGGGAUGGUUCUGUAUGUGGUGGAUGCGGAGUCUUCUCUUGCGGCCAUCGAUCUGGAAAAUGGGCAACUUGUUGGCCACAAGGGCUGGCUGAGGCCCAAGAAUGCCAGCAAGGUGUUGUGUCUGUCAUUGCUGGAUGUAGGUGCCAGGCCAGUCGCUCCUUCCACAGGUCGCGUGGUCAUUCCAUGGCUGCUGCAUCCCAAGCAGAGCAAGGACUGUGUUGAGAGCCUGGAUGCGCACACUGCAACGAGUCAGGAAAAUGAAAGUGCAACAGGUCAGUCAGGAGGCGCCUCAGAAAGACUUCCACAGGCGAAAACUGACACGCCGCUUGGUGAAGGGGAUGGGAUCGGCAGCAACUGCCAGGACGGCCAGCAAUCAGAAGAUGAAAAUGUUGAUCCUCCUCCUGAUGAGGACGAUGACGAGACAGGGGACAUUCUUGCUGCAGCUGUUGCAAAGCUUCAGGUGGAGGAGAAAAUGCAGCACCAGCAUCAGGCCAGUCAGUCGUGGCUGGGGCAAAAGAUCGUGGGCAAUAUAGGGAAGGGAGUGGCAGGCAUGGGCAAAGGAGUCGCAGAUGUCAAAAGGAAAGUUAUUCGCAAAGGGAAAGCUGGAGUUCCAGGUCAGAAGGCUAUGACCCAAGCGCCACCUGCAGGUUCCCAGUCAAUGGCAGCAGCAUCUAGUUCAGGACAAGAUAGACGUGUCCAAAGUUUACGAAUUUCGUGCCAGGAGGAUGGGGAGUCCCCACGAAUGGAAGUUGAGAUUCUGCCACCAGAGACGGAUGCUGCAGAAGUGCCCCAAGAAGCCCUCACAACUGCUGAUGAUGAGAGUGCUGAGGUCGUCGAAGCUACCGUGGGCUAUGUGCUCAUCGCGACAGACCAGUACCUAAGACUGUACUCACCAGAUGCCAUCGUUUCUGGGGAACGAACCACUAUUAACAGAACCACAUUUUCCACGCCCAUCAUCUUUGCAGCCUCUUGUGAGACUCAAGAAUUGGGUGCCGGUGGAGUAGUGUGCAUUACCCAGGAUUACAGUAUACAGGUGUAUAAUCUUCCCAACCUUGACCUGUGCUACGAGAUAGAUAUCUUGGAUGUCCUGGGAUGGAGCUGGAACUGCUUUGCAUUGCAAGACCACGGCACAAAAUUUGCGGCAGGCCAGGAUGGAAACCUUGCAUUUGUGUCCUCUUGUGGCGAGCUUGUGAGGAUAGCCUUGUUCGGCGAAGGGGCGCCAUCUGUGCUGGCCCCGAAGCAGGUGUACGACUGGGAGCUUGCUGCAGCUGUGCAUUACGCCAGGAAUGCUUCCCAGCAGCGGGCGGAUCGCAUGGAGGCCUCCAAGUGCUCUGGCACUGGUGAUAAAUCUACUGGUAUGAUGCAGGCCGCCUCCCUUGGACAGGAGUUCAGAAAGGGGCUUGAUGUGCUCGUGAGCGCUGCAAAGCAUGCCACAGGCGAGUUGAACAAGGCUGUGGGCACGAUGGCGAAGGGUGCAGGCGGAGAGGCGCCUCCAGAUCUUCCCACCCUCUUUCACUCCCAGCAUUCUCGCCCACAUGAGGCAGCAGCCGAACACAGCGGGCACAGGGAAUUCGAUUCGACCAGCGGCGGUGAAUCGUCAUCGGCAGCCGCGAUGGCGGCCGUGGCGGGGAAUUCUGCCACGGCACCCAACAGAGCUGACCUAUUUCAGGGUGCUCAUGGCUUUUCGAAUCCUUCCACAGAGCCCAGGCUACGAACUGCGGAUGAGAUCAAGGCAGCAUACGGAAGGGCAAGGACACCUGCAAGAGAGACGACCAAGAGCAUCAUGCAGGAAAACAUGUCGCGCUUGCAUGAGCGUGGCGAGAAGUUGAGGGGCCUCGAAGAGAGAACGGCGGACCUUGAGAACGAUGCACGAGGAUUUGCGUCCAUGGCCAAAGAGCUGGUGGAAAAGCAGAAAAGGAGGCGCUGGUGGCAGCUUUAG